AUAAAAUUAAUCCGCCUUCGAAACGGCCGCCAUCUUAAUUUAGAAGCUGGACUAAGGAAGGGGGGUACCUGUUCAAUCUGCCAUCAUCCUUUUAUUCUUCACAUUUUAGACGCUUAUUUCAUAUUUAUCUUAUCCCCCAAGCACUUGUGUGAUGGCAGAUACAGAUAAAUUGAAUAUAGACAGCAUAAUAGCUAGGUUGUUGGAAGUUCGUGGAUCUCGCCCAGGAAAGAAUGUUCAGCUUACUGAAUCUGAAAUAAGGGGGCUGUGUUUGAAGUCCAGAGAAAUCUUCCUCAGUCAGCCAAUUCUUUUAGAAUUAGAAGCUCCAUUGAAGAUCUGUGGUGACAUACACGGACAGUAUUACGACCUUUUGAGGCUCUUCGAGUAUGGAGGAUUUCCCCCAGAGAGCAACUACCUCUUUCUUGGCGACUACGUAGACAGGGGGAAGCAGUCAUUGGAGACAAUAUGUCUCUUGUUGGCAUACAAGAUCAAGUACCCAGAAAACUUCUUCUUGCUUCGAGGAAACCAUGAAUGUGCCAGCAUCAACAGAAUUUAUGGAUUUUAUGAUGAAUGUAAACGACGAUAUAACAUUAAGUUAUGGAAGACAUUUACAGAUUGCUUCAACUGUUUACCUAUUGCAGCCAUCAUUGAUGAAAAGAUUUUCUGUUGUCACGGAGGUUUGAGUCCCGAUUUACAAUCCAUGGAACAGAUCAGGAGGAUCAUGAGGCCGACAGAUGUACCAGAUCAGGGAUUACUGUGCGAUCUUUUGUGGUCUGAUCCUGACAAGGAGACGAUGGGAUGGGGAGAGAAUGAUAGAGGGGUGUCUUUCACAUUUGGGGCAGAAGUAGUGGCCAAAUUUCUACACAAACAUGACUUGGAUCUUAUAUGUCGAGCUCAUCAGGUAGUAGAAGAUGGAUACGAGUUCUUUGCCAAAAGACAACUGGUGACUUUAUUUUCUGCACCAAAUUACUGUGGGGAAUUCGACAAUGCUGGUGCUAUGAUGAGUGUGGAUGAAACUUUAAUGUGCUCAUUCCAGAUAUUGAAACCUGCAGACAAGAAAAAAUUCCCAUAUGGAGGACUAAACGCAGGGAGACCAGUAACACCACCUAGGGGUCAACCGAAAGGGAAAGCAAAAAUAUGAUCAGUAAUGAAUAAGUCUUUUGGAUGGUUAAAAUUGGACACAAAAUUGACGAUGUUCAUUCAUAAAUCAGUCGCAAACAUUAACAGUUUGACUUCUUAAAUUCUCUGGACAUUAAAUGAAUGCCAGUGAAAAAUAUGCUUGUGUUGCGGCUGAUGUGAUUGACUGAAAUGAAGUCCUGCAGACAGUGCAUAUGUUGUCUCUGGGAUGAAGUGGAUCAGAAGAUGUAGAAUGAAGGAGUAUGUAACUUUCGAUUUUUGCCAUGGGGACUCCAUCCUGCACGGACAACAUAAUUAACGUAUUGACAGUGACAUGUAGUAUUGGUGUGUACGAGUCCUGUUGCAUCAUUUAAUGUUGUACAUUUAAAACAUUUUGUUGUAAAUGUUAACUUUUUUAGUCUAGCUCCUGUACAUGUCAACAUGAACUGUGUUCAGAACUGGAGCUUCAAAUAUUUUACCACUUGGUCUGGCUUUCAUAGAUCUAUUAAUAAUCCAGGCAAAAUCAUGAGAUAAUACAAUUUGAUUUAAAUCCAUACAUGUAAAGAUGAAUUGUGUCAAGAUCAAAAUAUUAAUAUCAGUUGAGUGUUAAUCUAAGUGUGUCUGCCUUGUGCAAUUUUGCAUAGCAUUGUUCUGCCUUUAUAGAGCAACAUAUUUCUUUGAACAAUGUAAAUGUAACGUUUGACAUCAGGUCAUAAAACGGUCAUACAGAAGUUGUAGGAAAUGAUGUUGAUGUGAUAUAGCAUGGUGUUACAUCAUAAGCCCUCCCUAUUUAAUUCAUCCUCCGUAGCCUAUAGAGGAUGUCACCAAGUCAAAAAGUGAGAGCUAGUCCCUGUAUAGCUUUAAAUAGGAAUGGUUGAGAAUAAUAAUAACAUGCAGGUACAUGUUGUAGUCUUUCCUUGCAUAUUUCCUGAAUCACCAUUAUGACGCAAAUGACAAAUUAACUCUCAUUGUUCAAUUUAUGUACAUAAGUGUCAUGGUUUGCCGACAUGAGAUUUUAUUCUUAACUUAUCUCAUUUCAUGUAUAUAAUUCUGUAAAUUUGUAUUUUAGUUUUGUCUAAAUUUCUGAUUACUAAAAUAGCACAAAUCAUAUAGGGUGGAAUAUCUGGACCACAAACAUAGAACUAUGAUGUCAUUAAUUAUAGACCUCAGAUUUAUGCUACACAUCGAUAUAUCAACAGGGGAAACACGUGAUACAACACAAAACAAGGUUUUUAAGUCACUAAUAUUUUUUUUCUUUCCUUAAUUUAUGGUGUAAAAUAUGUAGAUGAAAUGUAAACUGAUCAAUGAUCAUGUAAAUCUAAUACAUUAUUUGUUGUAUAGAAAAGAUGAUGACCGAAUAAAAGAUGUUUUGUAAGAAUA
Molecule: messenger RNA, 2493 nt
Organism: Pecten maximus
Lineage: Eukaryota; Metazoa; Mollusca; Bivalvia; Pectinida; Pectinidae
Product: serine/threonine-protein phosphatase alpha-2 isoform
Exons: 7
Coding region: 152-1138 (328 amino acids)
Cellular component (GO): cytoplasm; nucleus
Molecular function (GO): protein serine/threonine phosphatase activity
Source: RefSeq, a predicted model, not a curated record